Messenger RNA from Rhea pennata, 3581 nucleotides. It is a transcript of the gene BCO1, whose product is annotated as beta-carotene oxygenase 1. Lineage: Eukaryota; Metazoa; Chordata; Aves; Rheiformes; Rheidae. Gene Ontology annotation, molecular function: carotenoid dioxygenase activity; beta-carotene 15,15'-dioxygenase activity. Bases 61 to 1641 code for a protein of 526 amino acids. The record is from RefSeq and is a predicted model, not a curated record. Gene Ontology annotation, biological process: carotene catabolic process; retinal metabolic process. The transcript is spliced from 11 exons.
CCACUAGGACAGCAGGAGCAGCUGGGCAGGGGACACGGAAACAUUUUAAUUACAUGAGCAAUGGAGACAAUAUUUGGUAGAAAUAAAGAAGAGCAUCCAGAGCCCAUAAAAGCUGAGGUGCAAGGUGAAUUGCCUACUUGGUUGCAAGGGACACUUCUCCGAAAUGGCCCAGGGAUGCACAUGAUAGGAGACAUGAAAUAUAACCACUGGUUUGAUGGCCUGGCUCUGCUGCAUAGCUUUACAUUUAAAAAUGGUGAAGUUUACUACAGAAGUAAAUAUCUCCGAAGUGAUACAUACAAUUGCAAUGUAGAAGCAAACAGAAUCGUGGUGUCUGAGUUUGGAACUAUGGCUUAUCCAGAUCCAUGCAAAAACAUAUUUGCCAAGGCUUUCUGUUACUUGUCCCACACCAUUCCUGAGUUCACAGACAACUGCCUGAUCAACAUUAUGAAAACUGGGGAUGAUUUUUAUGCUACCAGUGAGACUAACUUCAUUAGGAAAAUUAAUCCACAGACUCUGGAGACACUAGAGAAGGUUGACUAUAGCAAAUAUGUAGCUGUAAAUGUGGCAACUUCUCACCCGCACUAUGACAGUGCUGGAAAUGUUCUCAACAUGGGUACUUCCAUAGUUGAUAAAGGAAAGACAAAAUACAUUUUAUUUAAGAUUCCUUCGUCUGUGCCAGAAAAAGAAAAGAAGAAAUCUUGUUUUAAACACUUGGAAGUGAUGUGCUCCAUUCCUUCUCGCUCUCUUCUACAUCCAAGUUACUACCACAGCUUUGGAAUCACAGAAAAUUAUAUUGUCUUCAUAGAGCUGCCACUCAAACUAGAUAUUGUCAAAAUGGCAACUGCUUAUAUCCGAGGUGUGAGCUGGGCUUCCUGCCUUGCCUAUCAUAAGGAAGAUAAGACUUGGUUUCACUUUGUAGACAAGAAGACCAAAAAGGAUGUGUCCACCAAGUUUUAUACUGAUGCUAUGGUGCUUUAUCACCAUGUUAAUGCUUAUGAAGAAGAUGGCCAUAUUAUUUUUGAUGUUAUUGCCUAUGCAGACAAUAGCCUGUAUGAUACGUUCUAUUUAAAAAACUUAAAUAAAGACUUUGAAGAAAACACCAAGCUUACCUCUGUGCCAACCUGCAAGAGAUUUGUUGUUCCUCUGCAGUAUGACAAGGAUGCAGAAGUAGGUUCUAAUUUAGUCACACUUCCAUCUACUGCAACUGCUGUAAAAGAAAAAGAUGGCAGCAUCUAUUGCCAGCCUGAAAUAUUAUGUGAAGGGAUAGAACUGCCUCGCAUCAACUAUGACUAUAAUGGCAAGAAAUACAAAUACGUCUUUGCAACAGAAGUCCAGUGGAGUCCUGUUCCUACAAAGAUUGUAAAAUUUCAUGUCCAGACAAAGGAAACGCUCCACUGGGGAGAAGACCAUUGCUGGCCAUCUGAGCCCCUUUUUGUUCCCAGCCCUGAUGCGAAAGAAGAGGAUGAUGGUAUUGUUUUGACCUGUAUUGUGAUGUCUGAUCCAAACAAAACACCCUUCCUACUUGUUUUGGAUGCUAAAACAUUUAAAGAAUUGGGUCGAGCCACAGUAAAUGCAGAAAUGCAUCUGGACCUGCAUGGAAUCUUUAUACCAGAGAAACACGUGAAGACUGAGACUGAGUAAAAUGCUGUUUAUCCUAUCAUAUGGCCUGAGACAACUUUUUUACUGAAUGUGGAAUAAUCUGCCUUUCACCAUUCAGGACAAACUUAUCUUCUGACAAAAAAUUACUAUAUAUAAUCUCCUAAAUAACUAUAUAUAAUAUCUUAUAAGAGAUAGAAAUAACUUUUAUUACAAUAAUGAUAUGCACAAUUGGUCCAUAACUAUUCCAAAAAAAGAGUCAUCAGUAUUUUGAAAAGUGCUAAUGUUGUGUAAAAUUUGCGGAGCAGGGAAUAGGAGAGAAAGUUAAAAAGAAAUUUUUCAUUUCAGUAGAAUAUAUUUUUUUUGCAGCAAAUGGAGUACUGUAUUUAUAGUAUGAUAUAUGGCAUGAGUCAUGUUGUCUGCAGCUCCUGUAAUUUUUUUGGAUUGUCUCAAGACUGCAGAUCCUGGUGAAAGUUCUCCACUGCCAGAGAAAACCUCAAAGUAAACUAUCUGCUAUGAUACUAAUAAUUCAUGGCAAAGCAUUUUGUUGGUGCUUGAUUUCUUAAACUCCACUAUAACCAAAGUUAAGUAUUAUACUAAGGUGCUACAUCAAUUUAUAGCCUACAAAAUCUGCUUUACUAAUAGUUUUAUGGUAUAAUUUUUCCUUUUUAUGAUGACAAAAAUAAAUAACUUGAAAUAGAAUAUACGGUUUUAUGUAGCAUUAAGUUAACACUUUAGCAGUAUUGAGUCCUAGUAUUAUAAACAGUUUGUAUUUAAAUCAGUUUUGCCUGGGGAGAGUAUCUGAUAUGACAUUUAAAGUAAUUAGAUGAUUACACUGUCUAAAAGAUAAAUAGAAGGUAAUAUUUAUUAAUAUUGUUAAUUGUCUUUUUGUCUCUUUGUUAAUAACAAUAUGCAUAUGAAUGAGAAGAGUCUAUUUCUAGCAUAACUUAAAUAUACACGUUCAACAAAUUGUUUAGGUAAGAGAGCGAAAGACUUAAAUUAGACCUUAUCUGAACCACUCAGUAGCUAAAACUACAGUCUGCUGUUUUGGAAUUUGGGGCAUGGAUUUUGCUUUAAAUGACAGCUCUUGUUCUUUAAGUUGUUUUUUUCCUAUUUUAGAUACUUUUACUGUUGAAGAAAACUAGCUAUCCAUGCUCGGUGUUCAUUUGGGCUGUAUGUAUCAUCACAUGAUUUGGGUUCAAUAUAUCCAUCAUCCUGGUGUCUCUGCUACUUGCUGUUUUUUACAGGUAGAAAACAGAAUGCAACCAUUGUCACUUACUGUGUACCCAUCAGAUGAGAAUCUGGCCUUUGGUGACUUGUUCAUGAUUGCAUAAAAUGUUUAGGGCAGAGCAGAAAUUGAACCAGCAUCUCCCACAGUUCUUGCUUGCACUGUAACAACUGUACCUCCCUUUCUCUGCUUACAUCUUUACAGUUUGUAAGUAUAAAGAAUAUACGGCCUAUUUUUAAUGUAGAAAAUGUCACCAUGGUCUGAAUCUAGAAUCUAGAGUUUAAGGACAGUUUAAGGACAGUUUAGGAUGUUUAAAUAUUUAUAUAUUCCAUAAAAUGGAAAUAAACACUUCAGCAAAAUGUGUCUGCAGAAAUAGUCACUUUUGAUGUUUUCAAGGCAUAUUGCCACUACUAUUUAAGAGAAAUUUGUCACCUAAAAAAGAAAUUUAAUUCUAUUUUUUAUAAAUAACAUAGAAGCAGGGCUAAAAUGGAAGAAUGAUUUCUGACAUUGGGAAAGUACCAACUGAAGGACAUCAGCUCUGGGGCUGUUCUUUUUUUAAUCUGCCUGAGUUUGGAUAGAGGAGAUAUUUGGCUUCUGAGGAGCUAAUUCACAUUGGGCAGAAAUGACAUAAUAUGGGAAUGUCCAUCAUAAAAAUAAAUCAGAUUUGUUAUCUAACAUCUAAGAAAGCAAAUAUGUUAUGUUCAUUUAGAAAAUAAACUAUAAGAGCUUGUUUGUGGUAUUAUUUUUUAAAGUUUAU